Molecule: messenger RNA, 1523 nt
Organism: Mercurialis annua (annual mercury)
Lineage: Eukaryota; Viridiplantae; Streptophyta; Magnoliopsida; Malpighiales; Euphorbiaceae
Product: E3 ubiquitin ligase BIG BROTHER-related-like
Exons: 7
Coding region: 210-1190 (326 amino acids)
Source: RefSeq, a predicted model, not a curated record
ACACUGUUUUCUUUCAAAAAACAUAAAAUAAGCGGUCCAAAGAGAAAAUACUCCAAACCGAACUCAUCUUGUUCGUUUUCUUUCUUUUUUAGAAAGAAACCUAAUUACUAUUCUCCAAUCUCGCUUAAUUCAAGAUCCUUUUUAAUUUUGAUUUACUCAUUGCGAAAUCGAUUCAAGAAUCUCGACAAAGAAAAAACCCUAAUUAAUCAAUGGACAAGGACGGAAAAUUAGGUUCAGGCGAAGACGCAAAGAGUAGUAGUAUUGAUAACAACAGUAAUAGCAGAGAAAUUGCAGCAGAAAAUGAGAUUUACAACGAAGAAGAAGAGAACCCUAGUUUAACUGAAAAUGGCGGAGAUACGUUACAAGACGAUGAUUCUUCACAGCAGCAGCCGCCUUCUCGGAGAACUCCGUUUACUAAUCUCAGUCAGGUCGAUGCUGACCUGGCUCUUGCCCGCACUCUUCAAGAACAGGAAAGGGCUUAUAUGAUGUUGAGGUUUAACAGCAAUGAAGGGAGUGAUUAUGGAAGUUGGGAGACCAGUAGUUAUGUACAUGAUGACCAUGAUCACUUUCAUGAUGGUGAUUUUGGUGAGGAGGAGGAUGACGAGGAUGACGAUGGAAGUGAUGGAGAUGGUGUUGAUGAGGAUGAAGACGAGGAUGAUGAGGAGGAUGCAUUUGAUGUUCAUGCUCAUUUGACUGAUUCUGAACCAGUGGUUGAUGUUGUUAUUGAUCCUGCUAUGUUUUCUAGUGACGAAGCUUAUGCUAGAGCCUUACAGGAUGCUGAAGAACGAGAAAUGGCUGCCCGGCUCUUUGCUUUUGCUGGAAUUCAUGAUCAAGUUCAGGAUGCUGAGGACCAUGCCGGUAACUCUCAGGAUGGAUGGGAAGAUGUUGAUCCAGAUGAGCUUUCCUACGAGGAAUUGCUUGCACUGGGUGAAGUUGUUGGACAUGAAAGUAGAGGGCUUUCUGCUGAUACAAUUGCCUCUUUACCAUCAGUGAAGUACAAGGUCGGAAGCAGUCAAAAUGGAAGUAACGAUUCCUGUGUCAUAUGUCGGAUAGAUUAUGAAGAUGGUGAGACUCUCACACUGCUUUCAUGCAAACAUUCCUACCAUUCAGAAUGCAUAAAUAAUUGGUUGAAAAUAAACAAGGUUUGCCCGGUUUGCAGCACUGAGGUUUCCACUUCUGGACACAGCUAGUAUUUGUUGCCAGCGUAUCUUACAAGUCGGCCUUCAUAUAGUACAAGUCAAAGAUGAUCUGUACAAGAUUCGUGGCGCUAGCUCAACUCUUGUUAUUUUUCUGAGGUGAAACAUCACAGCACACAAAAACCUGUAGUAUUCAUUCUUCUUCAGUUAUGCUGUGUGUAUUUCAAGUGACCUUUUCACUGAAAUGGCUUGAACCGAAAUCCAUAUUCUGUUUCUUUGAAUCUUCGAUUUUAGUGUUAAUCUGUCUUGUUAUUCUAUAAUUUCGUGUAUAAUUACUUUUAAAGUUGUCAGAACUCAUAAGCCUCAAAUUUAAUAUCCGAUUUUGCA